AUGACACAACGCAAAGGCGAGAAGACCACCAUCAGCAUCCAGGAGCACAUGGCCAUUGAUGUGUGCCCUGGCCCCAUCCAGCCCAUCAAGCAGAUCUCUGACUACUUCCCCCGCUACCCGCGGGGUCUCCCCCCCACAGUACCCCCCGCCCUCAUCCGGGCCAGCUCGCUGCGCUCCUCCUCGGCCAGCCAGAACUCUGGGGAUGACCCGGCAUGCUCCCACACCGAUGACGACCCGGGCCGGGCCUUUGGCGGCGCUGCCGCCGCCCUGUCACACGCAGCAACCGGCAAGAAGGAGGAGGAGCCGGACAUGGAAGGCUAUGACUCUGACGACUCAACUACGUUGGGGACCCUGGACUUCAGUUUACUAUAUGACCAGGAGAACAAUGCUCUGCACUGUACCAUCAACAAAGCCAAGGGGCUCAAACCCAUGGACCACAACGGGCUCUCAGAUCCGUAUGUCAAACUGCACCUACUGCCUGGGGCCAGUAAGGCCAAUAAACUUCGCACCAAGACCCUGCGCAACACCCUCAACCCUGUCUGGAGUGAGACCCUGACCUACUACGGCAUCACCGAUGAGGAUAUGGUCCGCAAAACACUCAGGAUUUCAGUGUGUGACGAGGACAAGUUCCGCCACAAUGAGUUCAUCGGUGAGACGCGCAUCCCCCUCAAGAAACUCAAGCCCAACCAGACCAAGAACUUCUACAACUGCCUGGAGAAACAGCUACCUAUUGACAAGACAGACGACAAGUCCCUGGAGGAACGAGGGCGCAUCAUGAUCUCCCUCAAGUACAGCUCCCAGAAGUCUGGCCUGGUGGUGGGCAUCGUCCGCUGUGCCCACCUCGCCGCCAUGGACGCAAACGGCUUCUCAGACCCCUAUGUCAAAACGUACCUGAAGCCUGACGAGAACAAAAAGUCAAAACACAAGACUGCUGUCAAGAAGAAGACCCUCAACCCAGAGUUUAACGAGGAGUUCUUCUACGAAAUCAAAUACGCCGACCUCAGCAAGAAAACCCUGGAGGUAACCGUGUGGGAUUACGACAUCGGCAAGUCCAACGAUUUCAUAGGUGGUGUGUCCCUGGGCAUCAGCGCAAACGGGGAGAGGCUCAAACACUGGUUCGACUGUCUCAAAAACAAGGACAAGAAAAUUGAGCGAUGGCACACACUGACCAACGAACUUCCUGGUACAACAUUCAAUGACUAAUGGCCCCUCCCCACUACCUACUGUGGACAGGAGUUCAGGCUUGAUCGGCUAAUACACACUCCAGCUUUCCCGUUUCCAGAGACGUUUAACAAAUCAAAGCUCUUGUUUCCUGUAUUUCUAUCCUAAGGUUUUGGUCUCAUCCGUUAUCUUCUAUCCCUUUCUGAUAAUGUGCUGUGUCCUUAGGGCUUUGCUGCACAGAACUAGAAUGAGAUGAGAAUCUAUUUCUGUGGUUUGCUGCCCGGCGAUGCAUAUUCACUAGGUUUAUUGGCAGCAGUUUAUUGGCAGAUUGUGGGGAGUGUGCACUUUGUUGAAAUGAAAAGAGAAAAGGGUGGAUUAUUUACUUCAGACACUGCUCUAAAAAGUAUAUGUGUUGUUUACAUAUGUGUUGUUUACAGUCUAGGAUGCAGCGCCACACACCUCUGCUGUUCCUCUGAAGUUCAUGUU
Messenger RNA from Salvelinus namaycush (lake trout), 1647 nucleotides. RefSeq names its product double C2-like domain-containing protein beta. Gene Ontology annotation, cellular component: membrane. Lineage: Eukaryota; Metazoa; Chordata; Actinopteri; Salmoniformes; Salmonidae. Bases 1 to 1203 code for a protein of 400 amino acids. The record is from RefSeq and is a predicted model, not a curated record. The transcript has 9 exons.